AUGAAUAAUUGUGGACCUGGAGUAGGAACUACAAUGGCAGCAGGAGGACCACCUUACGAUGCCAAAAUAGCUGGCUUAUAUGAUUUACUUGAUACACUAGGUUCAGGACAUUUUGCUGUUGUAAAACUAGCUAGACAUGUUUUCACAGGCGAAAAAGUUGCUGUGAAAGUUAUUGACAAAAGUAAACUGGAUGAAGUUUCAAAAUCCCAUUUAUUUCAAGAGGUUCGAUGCAUGAAAUUGGUUCAACAUCCAAAUGUUGUGCGAUUAUAUGAAGUAAUUGAUACACAGACUAAGCUUUAUCUUAUAUUAGAGUUAGGUGAUGGAGGUGAUUUGUAUGAUUACAUAAUGAGACAUGACUCUGGUCUCUCAGAAUCUCUUGCUCGUGAUUAUUUUCGACAAAUUGUACGAGCAAUCUCAUAUUGCCAUAGGUUACAUGUUGUCCAUCGUGACUUGAAACCUGAAAAUGUAGUGUUUUUUGAAAAGUUAGUUUGCGGUCAGGCACCAUUUCAAGAAGCUAAUGACAGUGAAACACUUACAAUGAUUAUGGAUUGUAAAUAUAAUAUUCCACCACAUAUAUCAAACUCUUGUAAAAGGCUGAUAGGAAGAAUGCUAGUCAGGGAGCCAGAAAAGCGGGCUACUUUAUCAGAGAUAGCUACAGAUCCAUGGGUAACAGCGGGAGAGGGAAUAGCAGUAGAAGAUUUUGAUACUCCUCUUGUGACAAAAGAACAGCUAUCAGAGGAUGACCAUUCAGCUAUACUGCAGAGAAUGGUAAAUGGUUCAAUUGCUUCGAAAGAACACAUACUGGAAGCAUUAGAAAAAAAUGAAUAUAAUCAUAUAACUGCCACAUAUUACUUACUGGCGGAAAGAAAGUUAAGAUCAAAGAGACAAGCUGCCCGCGCCGCGCGAAGACCCGAAGCUUUGGGGGUUCCUCUUGGAGCUUCGCGAGGUCGAGCGCUUCUUGCACCGCCACAACUGGCUGCCGCACCACGCACGCCACAAGACGUUCCUCCGCGCUCUCGUAAGUGCAGCAUCGUCAGAGAGGAGGAGGAUGACGAAGACACGGCUGUGGCGGGUGCGGUUACGGCCCGAGCGGCGGAUGCCAGGCGUGGCUCCAGGUCCGAAGGUCGCCUGCACCUCGCAAGGCCAGCUCAACUCGCCGAUAACCUCACUAAGGUGAAUCUGGACGACGGCGCGUCGGUGCGCGUAUCGGAGACGCGUCGGGCCAGCGCGACGGGCGGGGCGCCGACGCCGGCGCCGCCGCGCGCCCCCCCGCCCCGCCCCGCCCCCCGCGCGCCGCCAGCGGCUCGAGUGCCGCCGGCGACGACCGAGGGCCGGCUCAGCGACGCGCCCUUCGAGCGGGCGCGCCGCGACUCGCCCGACGCCUCGAGCGACAGCCAGGGGCGCGGCGGCGCGCCGGGCGCCCGCGGCGCGCGCCGCCAGGGGACGGGCGGCACCGGCGGCGCGGGCUCCGCUGGCGACGCGCGCGGCGGCUCCGCUGGCGGCCGACGCCGGCGCGCGGCCCGCAAGGAGAGCCGCCUGCGCGAGUCGCGCUCGCUGAACCGCAUAGCGGAGGUGGAGGAGGCGGCGGCCGCACGCUGGGCCGGCGGCGGGCUGGUCGCGCUCUGCGGCCGCCCGCUGCUGCGGCUGCUCGCGGCCGCCAGGCCCGCGCCCUCCGCCCGUCGCCUGCACGGCCUGUGC
Iphiclides podalirius (scarce swallowtail) is the source of this 1698-nucleotide messenger RNA. The record is from the annotation of a GenBank genome assembly. NCBI's taxonomy places the organism in Eukaryota, Metazoa, Arthropoda, Insecta, Lepidoptera, Papilionidae.